Molecule: messenger RNA, 4046 nt
Organism: Siniperca chuatsi (mandarin fish)
Lineage: Eukaryota; Metazoa; Chordata; Actinopteri; Centrarchiformes; Sinipercidae
Product: very-long-chain enoyl-CoA reductase-like
Exons: 11
Coding region: 2202-3230 (342 amino acids)
Biological process (GO): very long-chain fatty acid biosynthetic process
Molecular function (GO): oxidoreductase activity, acting on the CH-CH group of donors
Source: RefSeq, a predicted model, not a curated record
CAUUUAUAUAUAUAAGAUGGGAAUAAAAUAAGCAUAAUCAGAAACAACUUUAUUUGCCAAGUACACUCAUAUUAUACUGUUAUUUAGUCUCUCAUGGACAAAAUAUUACAAACACCCCUGGCAUCUGUGUGUAUGAUGGCACAUACAAAUAAUUUGACUCGUGUUUCCAGUAGCUCUCAGUAUAUUUACACAGCAACAAAAACAAGUAGGCUAUACUGGAAGAACGACGUAAGACAACAAAGCUGAACAAAAAUGAGCAAAGUUAAACAUACAGCUAUUAUAUACAAGCAUGUAGGUAUGAAAAUAGAUAUAUACAACAACAAUGAACAACCAUACAGUGUGUAGUGCAAGUAUGUAUAUCCAAAUAGUGCAAGAGUGCAUGGCAGUGCAAAGUAUGCUGGAAUAAAUAACAGUGUAUGGCUAAUGUAGUUAAUAUAAAUACAGAGGUAGUUUAUGUGAUCUUGUUGAUGGAUAUACAGAAUAUACAAUCUGCUUAGUAAAGGGAUUAUAUGCGUGUGUUUGUGUGUGUACAUCAUUUGUAAGUGCAGUGUAGCGAUUUGGUAUUGCAUGGUGAUUUCACAGGAUUACUCUGAGACCUCAGGUGGCUAAAUGAAUUGUUCAUGAUUGUGUUGCUUUGUGGAAAGAAACUGUCCUUGUGUCUAGUUGUUCACUGGUUGUAAAGUGCUCUGUAGCGCCCACCAGAGGGGACAAGUUGAAAUAAGUUAUGUCCAGAGUGUUUGGGGGUCUUUAAUCAGAACUGCAGACUCCAAAAUUUGCAUGUAGUAAAAUCAAAUGCUUUCUGACACAGAUUCAACAAAAAACAAAAAGCUUUGCAAAGGUAAUAUAUUUUGUAGGACUAUUGUGUUUCUAUUGUACAAGUGCUGCUGUUACUGUGUCCACCAGUUGCAGUUCAUAGAAAAAAAACUCAGGCUCCGUUAAAUUGAUGAAGUUACAGUAUAUUAUUCUGAAUAUGAAUAGUAAUUAAAUUAUUUUUUAUCCUUAUUGCAUGCCACGCAAAUAAAAAAAAAUCCCAAAUCAAAUUAAGAGAUUAGAAUCAUUAUGGAAUGUAAUACAUUUACAAACAUCGAUAUAAAGUUACUUAGAUUACAUCUUUUUUAAAUGUCAAAUCUUUAAUUACAUAGAGAGAGAUUAAAAAUAAGAAUUAGAAUUAGAAUAAAAAGGAUUAGGUUUGGCACAGGGAUUUUUCUAAUACAAGGUUCAAAAACGAUCUUGGAAUACAAACAGUGAUAGCCCUGCUUGCUGCCAGCUUUGACUGCUCCUACCAGUUAUAAAUAGUCCUUAGAAUAUAGAUAUGCAGUUGGCUAUGUGCGAUGAUCAGUUGACCCUGAGUGACGAACGGCAUCUUUGAUCUUCUCCCAAUCAGCAUUUUCUUCACCCUCCUCCCACCACAAACCUCCUUGAGGUAUUUUAGAAAUGAUGUUGUUCAUUCAGCACGCAAACCUUGAACCACACAGGCCCUGAAAUAAACAUGUCUUUGUUCUGGAGGUCAGACAGAGAAAAGAAUAGCAGCCACACAGGUGGUCUGGGUGGGGGGGCGGCAUGUGGAGGUCUUUCAUCCCGUGGAUCAGGCUUUUAACUGUGUAACCAAGUGAGGAGCAGAGCACACAGGAGAUGUGUCUUAUAGGUCUAAUGAAAGCAUUGGCAUUUGCCACAGGGAAGGGCUGUAUGUGGCUUCCCAAGGUUACCAAGCUGGCGCAGAGCAAAUCAGGCGACUUAUAUUUAGCCUUGCAAAUGGCGUGCUGUGGAUUAUGUCUUGGUGCUCUCCAGUUUCGUCUUCAGUGCAUUUUGUUGCAUGAAGGGGGGCUGUUGAUCAUGAAGAGGCUGAUAUUCAGGUGAGGAGCAGGUUCAUUUCAUGUUCUUAGGCCAGCUCUCCUUCCACUUCUCCUCACUUUCUUUCCUGCUUCGCUUGCCUCCACUCUCUCACAUACACAUGCUCCAUCUGGGGGUGGAGGAAAAAAGUGUUUAUGGUCUCACAUAUUUCCGUCACUCUUCUUCUGAAGGCUGAGGGCUAUUCAGAGAGUCCAAAAGACACCAAAGACGACACUUGAGUUGGACUGACAGUUGUGUGGAGGGUGAGCAGGGGGUUGCUUUCCAUACCAGUAGAGGACAACCGGUGUCACUGGACAUAUCACAGACUAUUUCACCAGGCUACUGACGUUUUGUUAAAACAGUAGCCUAUCAUGGAUGUACUCGCGUUAGAGGCAAAGAAUGUAAAUGAAGCAGAACCUGAGAAGAAGUCUUCAGCGAGGCCAAAACCAAAACCUCCCAAAAAGGCCAAAAGGAUUGUUUAUUUUGAGGUGGAGAUCGUGGACUUAAAGACUAAAGAGAAACUGCUGCUGCUGGACAAGGUGGAGCCAACUGCCACUGUUUUGGAUAUUAAAGCUUUGUUUCACAAAUCAUAUCACAAGUGGUAUCCAGCCAGACAAUCCCUGCGUUUGGAUCCAAAGGCCAAGUGUCUCAGGGAUGAGGAAGUUCUGCAGACACUUCCUGUGGGAACCACAGCCAGCUUUUACUUCAGUGACCUAGGACCCCAGCUCACAUGGGGAACCGUGUUCCUGACAGAGUGCGCUGGCCCACUGAUCAUCUACUUAAUGUUCUACUUCCGCCUUCCCUUCAUAUACUCACCGAAAUAUGACUUCACCAGCAGCAAGCACUGGGUCGUACACUUGGCCUGCAUGUGUCACUCCUUCCACUACAUCAAGAGGAUUCUGGAGACACUGUUUGUCCAUCGUAUCUCCCAUGGGACCAUGCCUCUCAGAAACAUAUUUAAGAACUGUGGCUAUUACUGGUGCUCUGCAGCUUGGAUGGCAUACUACAUCAACCACCCUCUAUACACCCCACCCUAUUACGGGCAGCAGCAGGUGAAUACAGGACUUUACAUUUUCUUGUUCUGUCAAGUAGGGAAUUUUUCCAUCCAUGUUGCUCUUCGUAACCUCAAACUAGCAGGUUCAAAAACCAAGAAGAUUCCUUACCCAACAAAAAAUCCCUUCACAUGGAUUUUUUGGCUGGUCUCUUGUCCGAACUACACAUAUGAGCUGGGCUCCUGGAUGGGCUUCACAGUGAUGACCCAGUGUGUGCCUGUGGCUUUCUUCACUCUCGUGGCCUUCAUCCAGAUGACUGUGUGGGCCAAAGGCAAACACCGCAGCUACUUAAAGGAGUUCAGAGAUUAUCCAACCCUGCGCUCCUCCAUACUCCCCUUCAUCCUGUAGAGCCUGGCAGAGAAAACAACAGUUGCUACACACAUCCACCCCCUCGCUGAUUAGGGUCCUUUUAAAGGGGCCUCUCCAUCUAUUGGAUGUCAGAAAGUGUUUGCUGAGGUUAACAGCACGGAUGGAUUUUGGUCAUAUGGACUCCAUGUAACAUUUUCCAUAACAAGGAGUGGCAGUUACAGUUACUCUGAGUGUUGGACUAGUGAAUGCAGGACUGUUACAGGCAAAGAAAUCCUUUAGAGUUAAAUGCAGCAAAGUCUUAAUUUUAUGUUGUAUGUGAUCUUGAAGAAGCAAGAGGAUGAAAUUAUUUUUGCUACUUUGGUAAGUUGUUACAUGUUUGAUUGAGAGUGCUGUUUAGUUUUUAACAAAUCACAUUGUUUUCAUAGCUUUUGGCAACUUAAUCAUUGACAUUUCCCACAGUGCUGGGAAAACCAGAAACUAAUCUGCAUUGUCAAACUACUGUGCAGCCUGGAGCUGACAGCUUUGUGGCCUCAUGCAGUAUUCUACUAAUCUGACUGAUCCAAAUGACCUUUACACUCCAGUUAGUGCUAUCUGGAUUAGAAAUUGUAUGCUGAUUCCCACAUUUUCCACCAUGUCUGUACAUAGAUCAAGUGUAUUUCUGGUGUAGGAAAAAUAACAGAGAAAAAACACAGCUGACAGCAGGCACAGACAUGUAAAUAUAUAUCACUUACAUAAGAUGAUUAUACUGUACAAAAAGUGUUCAACUGAAGAAGUGAAAAGACCAAGUUUCAGUCAUCAAACCAUUGUCAGUGUAUUAUGUAUCUACUAUAAAGUUUCUGUGCAUUGUCAGCGUUG